GCUGGCCCCAGCGAACGCUGGUUUCGGGGCGCGGGAACGGGCCGGAGAAUUAGGGUGCGGGGAGACUCCCCCGGGCGCGGCCGCCGCUGAUCCGCUUACUGACCGCUGACCUGCGGGGCGCGGGGCCGCCGGGCGUCCUCCUGGCAACUUUGUAUUCCCGCCCGGCCCUGAACAUUGGCCGCAACGUUCGGCAGAAUUAUCUCGGCAGCCCUUGUCAGGACUGGGACUGGGUGGUAGAAAUUUUCCAGCCUCUUUUUUUAUACCUCCACUUUUUAAUUUAAAAAAAGAGAGAGAAAAAAAAAAGCCCAAGGUCUCACUCAGAACCAAAUAGGACCUUUUAGGGGCAGAGACUGAAGUGGAACUUGGGUCCGGAUGGCAUUAGCUCUGUGUCUGCAGGUACUGUGCAGCCUGGGGAUCUGGCUCUCACUCUACGCUUCUUUCUGCCGUCUGAAUAAGAACCGGGGCUACGAGUGGAGCUGCCGGCUCGUCACCUUCACCCACGGAGUCCUCUCCAUUGGCCUCUCGGCGUAUAUUGGCUUCAUCGAUGGCCCCUGGCCCUUCACCCACCCAGGCGCACCCAACACCCCUCUGCAGGUGCACGUGCUGUGUCUCACGCUGGGCUACUUCAUCUUCGACCUGGGCUGGUGUGUGUACUUCGGCUCGGAGGGGCCGCUGAUGCUGGCGCACCACACCCUGAGCAUCCUGGGCAUCACCAUGGCGCUGGCGCUGGGCGAGUCGGGCACCGAGGUCAACGCCGUGCUCUUCGGCAGCGAGAUCACCAACCCGCUGCUGCAGCUGCGCUGGUUCCUGCGCGAGACGGGCCACUACCACGGCUUCGCAGGCGACGUGGUGGACGUCCUGUUCGUGGCGCUGUUCACGGGCGUGCGCAUCGGCGUGGGCGCCCGCCUGCUGCUCUCCGAGCUGGCCUCGCCCAAGCCCCGCUGGUUUGUGAAGGCGGGCGGCGUGGCCAUGUACGCCGUGUCCUGGUGCUUCAUGGUGAGCAUCUGGCGCUUCGCCUGGAGGAAGAGCGUCAAGAAGUACCGCGCGUGGAGGAGCCGGCGGAGCGAAGAGCGCCCGCACCCGCACAACGGACACCUCAAGGCGCACUAGCGGGGCCCCCAUCGGGACCAGGGUGGAAAUACAGUGCUGGUGGCCUGGCGCUGCUGAGGACAGACUUGGUUUUCAGCCCCCCCCAUCCCCGUGGCACAUGGCCACCGGUGAGGGGCUCUGAGCUCUGUCCCCAGAAGUAGUAUCAAACUGGCGUUGCCAAGGGACAAGGGUGAUCUGGUGGAGGUGAGGGGUUCAGAACUCAGAGCACUGCCUCUCUUCUCCUUCGGGGCUUCCCAAGGGGUCUCGUGCCUUGGGCCUUCUGAGCAUGGGAUCCGGGCAUGGGAUGUGUUGGAACAAAGGGGGUCGUGGAAGAUGGGAGCAGAAUGGGGAUGAAAUGGAGGCACGUGGGGGAGGGGUCUUACUUGAGUUUAGCCAAGCCCACCGUGUGUGGGGAGUCAGGGCUGCCCACCCUAGGCUGGGCUCUGACUUCUGAGAACGAGACAGCUGAGCAGAAGGAAAGGCACCUGGACGUGGCCCAGGGAAGCUUCGGGAGUCCAGGCCCAGCUGCCUUGGGGAUGCACAGUCCGUGUUAAGUUCCAGAAGCAGGUGUUCUGAGGCAGUGUGAGUGAGCCCGUCCUGUGGGUGGCUCAGACAGCCAAAGGCCCGAGUCCCAGCAGGAAGCCAGUGACCGGGUCCUUCAGGCACUUCUCACAGGAGCACUUCGGACAUUUCAGUUCCCAGAUGUCUGCUGAGGGCUGGCGUGGCCAGCAGCCCUAUGUGAGGGCAUUGGUUCCGGCUGCCCUGGGGCCCUCUGCAGAGUCUGGGUUGGCCCCGAGAUGGGAGACCCAGGGACCGGCCAUUGCUGGGUCCUGUUGUGCGGGUUCUGCCCCAGCAGAAAGACGAUGCCAGUUCUCAGGGCUUUUGUGCAUUAAUCUCCCAGGCAUGAGAGGCUGUGGCUAAAUUCCACAGGGAUUUACCCUGCAGAUUCCGCUGUGUUCUCAGUGGCGGUUCAGGUUUCAACUCCACUCUGCACAGUUGCGAACUUGCACCAAAGAUCCAGGGUUUUGGCCUCUGGGUGACGAGGCUCCUGAGGAUUUUUUUUUUUUCCUCAGAGAACUCUGAGGAAAACACUCCCUCUUUGGCCUUUUUGCUUUUUCUCUGAUAGAUCAGGAAGCAUGGGGGAUAAAAAAUAUGACAAGGAGGCGAUUCUCAUCUCCAAAGAAAAACCAAAAUGAAACAUUUCUGAGACUCCCCUGAGUCGCACCCAGGGAGGGUGGGUGAGACUAAGCUGAGACUCCCGGGGCUUUGGACCAAGAUUCUGGGGUCUUGUCACCCCUUUGCUCCUCACUAGCCAGCUCCUUGGGGGCAGGUCACCUCUUUACUCAACCCUGUGGGAAAUGAAGGAAGUGCCCCAAGAGGCCUGCAUGGUGCCAGGGCAGGGGCUUUUAUUAAUGAAGGGCGUUAGUGUGGUCUGAAUUUUCAGGAAAAAAUAGUGAUGUCUUUAUUUAUUUCUGUAUUUCUGAAUGUUCUUGUGGUUAAUUUUAUUGGGUUCUAUCGUGGGAGCCAGUGACGAUGGCGCAGCUCAGCGGGAUUGCUCGUGGACAGGGCUAUUGAGGUCCAGGCUCUGAAGGUCAUCGGGAAGUGUUGGCCCAUUGGAGGGCUGUGUGCCAUACAAGCCUGUGAUUUUGAAAAGGGGUGGUUCUGGCCAGGCAUGAGUGACCACAGCGUGUUAGCUCUGCUCUUGGGGAAGUAGUACACAGGACACAGGCGUAGCCCCUCAGAGGGCUGACUGUCCCUUGAGGUUGUUGAGUUUUGCUGGACAUGAGGCUCAUCUGAUGGGUGAGCACUUUCUUCCCCGAUCGUUGGUGUGUCUGAAACAUGGAUUAGCACCUUUCCAACAAAGCUCUGUCUGGCCAAAGUAGGGCACUGGGGAGUGCUGAUAUUUAGCAAGAGCCAAGUGGAGAAGAGUGUCUUGGCACGUGAACCUCAAAAAAAAAAAAAAAGAAAGAAAGAAAAAGCUGGCUGUUGAAUUUUGGUACAGAGCAGCCUGUUCCGUACCAGACAAAGGAAUAGGCCUGAUCUGGAACCGAUUCUUUCCUCCUCAGUCUGUACAAGCCAAGGGCCCACAGAUUCACACUGGGGGGGGGGGGUGGAGAGGAGGGGGGCACAGUCCCUCUGGGUUUUGCAUUUGUAUAAAUCUCUGUGGUGAGAGACUUUGCUUCAGCUCUUCUUGAUGCUACAUGUAGCUAACUCUGCAGGACCCUCGCAAAGGCUGUGCCACUUCGGAGUGAAAUGAAGAUGACUCAGCAGUUCAGAGGCUGAAUUGUCACUGGCAAAAUGAAGGGCUUAUUAACAUGCGGUAUGGACCGACCGAAUGAAGUGCUCAUUUGCAUACGGAUUACUGUGUAAUAAUAUUGCUCAAGAAGGAUUUAUACUUCAAUAUUAUUUGUACUAAAUUUUAUAGAAAUAAACCAGAGGAAAAAUAAA
Messenger RNA from Sorex araneus (European shrew), 3537 nucleotides. RefSeq names its product TLC domain containing 5 (gene TLCD5). The transcript is spliced from 3 exons. Gene Ontology annotation, cellular component: membrane. The coding region runs from base 373 to 1110 and encodes 245 amino acids. NCBI's taxonomy places the organism in Eukaryota, Metazoa, Chordata, Mammalia, Eulipotyphla, Soricidae. The record is from RefSeq and is a predicted model, not a curated record.